Messenger RNA from Gryllus bimaculatus (two-spotted cricket), 591 nucleotides. The record is from the annotation of a GenBank genome assembly. Lineage: Eukaryota; Metazoa; Arthropoda; Insecta; Orthoptera; Gryllidae.
AUGUCGCGGCGCGCGCUGCGCAGCCUGCACGAGGCCGGCACGCUGGACCUGCCGGCGGCGGUGGACUUCGUGCUGGAGGCGACGGCCGCGCCGCGGCUGCACGUGGUGGCGCACUCGACGGGGGCGGCGGCGCUGCUCGCGCUGCUGGCCGAGCGGCCGCAGUACAACGCCAAGGUGGGCGUGGCCUUCCUGCUGGCGCCGGCCGUGCUGCUGCGCUCCGCCUACAGCCCCGUCCUGCGCCUCUUCGCCGCCGGCACUAACUUCGUGCAGCCGCAGACCAUGGCCAAACUAAUUGGAAAAGAUGAAUUCGACCCAGACAAUUCUAUUAUAAAACGCCUGCAUGGGUCGGAUUGUGAUACGAUUGCACCAAGUGCCGAAAUCUGCGAUAACAUACUCUUCAGACUAGUUGGAUACGACAGUGCCAGUCUCUACCCGGACGUGCAACAGCUGCGCCGCUGGCUGCCCCGGAUGGUGGACACGUACCGGGUGGAGCGCCCCGACUUCAACCACCUGGACUUCCUUUGGGCGCCCGACGCCCCGCAGCAAGUCUACCGGCGCCUCCUCCACCUGCUCGUGGGGCUCUCCCGCUGA